Eruca vesicaria subsp. sativa (arugula) is the source of this 3060-nucleotide messenger RNA. NCBI's taxonomy places the organism in Eukaryota, Viridiplantae, Streptophyta, Magnoliopsida, Brassicales, Brassicaceae. The record is from the annotation of a GenBank genome assembly.
AUGGCGGGGCAGAAUCCAAACAUGGAUCAAUUCGAGGCGUACUUCAAGAGAGCAGAUUUGGACGGAGAUGGUCGGAUCAGUGGAGCCGAAGCUGUUGGCUUUUUCCAAGGAUCUGGCUUGCCCAAGCAAGUUCUCGCCCAGAUAUGGUCGCUUUCUGAUAGGUCACGCAGUGGUUUCCUUGGCCGGCAAGACUUUUAUAAUUCUCUGAGGCUUGUUACAGUUGCACAGAGCAAGAGAGACCUGACACCUGAGAUUGUUAAUGCAGCACUCAAUACUCCUGCCGCUGCCAAAAUACCACCUCCCAAAAUUAAUCUCUCAGCUAUUCCUGCACCCCAACCUAAUCCUGCUGCUACAACAGCUGGUCCGGUUGCCUCAACAGGUCAUCAAAAUGUGGGGUUUAGAGGACCAGGGGCUCCAAAUGCGAAUGUCAACCAGAAUUAUUUUCCACCUCAACAAAACCAGCAAGUGAGACCAAAUCAAGGAAUAUCUGGGCUCACUUCAGUUAGACCAACUGGUGGUCCAGAAUAUAGACCAAGUGCCUUACCUGGUCAAUCUCAACCAGCUCCUGUCGGUAAUGUUACUCGUCCUCCUCAAGCUGCUGUUCCCACUAGUACACCUGGUAGUUCAGCGUUCAAUCUUAAUAAUUUGUAUGCUGGAAGUGGAAACACCAGCGGAUACUCAUCAGGCUUUGGAGGGGGCAGCUUAGCAGCACCAUCUCCUGGAUUAAGACCAGAAACACAAAUUGAUUCAAGAGCACUGGUUGUAUCUGGAAAUGGAGGUGACAUGUUUUCCUCCUUCCAGCCAAAACAAGAACCCACUUUGAGUAAUUCUUCAAUGAGUUCAGCUAUUGUACCUGCUUCUGUUGGAACCCAACCACCAGUUAAGCCUAAUGCUCUCGACUCCCUACAGAAUACGUUCUCAAUGCUGCCUGCGGGAAAUCAGCCUCAGCAACCAAGGCCAGCAGCAAGCUCACAGCAGCCAAGGCCAGCAUUUAGCUCACAGCCGCCUGCAGUGUCUUCUCAAGGUCCAUCCUCCGGUUUGCCACAUGCAAGUGCAGUGGGAUCUGGUCAUUCAGUUCCUGCUGGAAAUAAUCAGCCUCCGUGGCCGAAAAUGAAACCAUCCGAUGUUCAAAAGUACACAAAGGUAUUUAUGGGAGUUGAUAGUGACAGGGAUGGAAAAAUAACUGGUGAGCAGGCAAGGAAUCUGUUUUUAAGCUGGAGGCUACCCAGGGAGGUUUUGAAGCAUGUGUGGGAAUUAUCUGAUCAGGAUAAUGAUACUAUGCUUUCUCUGAGGGAGUUCUGCAUCUCAUUGUAUUUGAUGGAGCGGUAUAGAGAAGGCCGUCCUCUCCCAGCGUCACUUCCAAGCAGCAUCAUGUAUGAUGAAACACUGCUAUCUAUCUCAGGUGCACCUAGUCAGGGUUAUGGAAAUGCUGGAUGGGGACCUGGUUUUGGACAGCAGCCACUGAUGGGUCCGCGGCCAGUCACUCCGCCCACUGGUAUGAGACAACCAGUUCCUGGACCAGUCCCUCACCCUGGCAGUGGUGUAGCACCUAAUCAGCAAAGGAAUCAAGCGCCAGCUUUGGAUGAUCCUUUUGCCAGUCACCUAGGUAAUGGACAUUCCGUGAGCUCAAAUCUUCAAGAAACAGCAACUGAUGGGGAAAAGGUUGAAGAAAAGAAAAAUGUGUAUAUGGACUCCAGGGAGAAACUUGAAUAUUACCGAACAAAAAUGCAGGAUAUUGUCUUGUACAAAAGCAGGUGUGACAAUAGAUUAAAUGAGAUCUCUGAAAGGGCUUCCUCUGACAAGCGUGAGGCUGAAACGUUGGCAAAGAAGUACGAGGAGAAGUAUAAGCAGGUUGCAGAAUUAGGGUCAAAAUUAACUAUUGAAGAGGCCAGGUUCCGCGAGAUUGAGGGGAGGAAGAUGGAAUUGAGUCAAGCAAUUGUGAACAUGGAGCAAGGUGGCAGUGCUGAUGGUCUACUUCAGGUCCGGGCUGACAGAAUACAAUCAGAUCUAGAGGAGCUGAUGAAGGCUUUAACUGAACGCUGCAAGAAACAUGGGAUAGAGGUUAAGUCGAAGGCCCUUGUAGACCUCCCUUUUGGCUGGCAGCCUGGAAUUCAAGAAGGGGCAGCUCUUUGGGAUGAAGAAUGGGAUAAGUUUGAAGAUGAAGGAUUUGGCAAUGAGAUUACAUUUGACAAGUCAAAAGAGCAAAACUUGUCUGGUGAGAAGGAAAACGGUACGGUGGAUGAUGGUAAUGGACCACCUGAUUCACCGACCCAUUUGGAUGAGAAUUAUGGACCUUUUUCAGAAACCUCAGACCGCCACCAUGAGAGUGAAUAUGGGACUACUCGAAGUGAAGAUGAUUCAGGCAGAAGUCCUAGGGACAGUCCUGUCUCUAGGACUGGUACUGAGAUCCCUUCCCCAGAUUCUCAUGGAAAAAAUUCUGAAUUCUUUGAUGACUCGAAUUGGGCAAGUGCAUUUGACACUAACGAUGAUGUGGAUUCUGUCUGGGGUUUUGAUGCAUCAAAAAGCCAGGAUGGAGAUUACUUUGCAUCUGGUGGCGAUUUUGGUGGAGACUCAGUAAGAGCAGAUUCUCCAACUUCAAGAAGUUUCGGCGGUCAGAGAAAGAGUCCAUUUGGAUUUGAUGAUUCAGUUCCCAGCACUCCACUCUCCAGAUUCGGGAACUCCCCUCCUCGGUUCAGCGACGCAUCAGCAAGAGAUAGCAACUUUGAUAGCUUCUCCAGAUUUGACUCCUUCAACGCCAGUGAAGCUGGAGCAGGUUUUUCAUCCUCCCAGCCUGAAAGACUGUCGCGGUUUGAUUCCAUCAACAGCUCCAAGGACUUUGGUGGAGCUGCCUUCUCCAGGUUUGAUUCAAUCAACAGUAGCAGAGACUUUGGUGGUCCCUCGCUUUCAAGAUUCGACUCCAUGAAUAGCACAAAGGAUUUCAGUGGUAGCCAUGGAUACUCGUUUGAUGAUGCAGACCCGUUUGGUUCCACAGGUCCCUUCAAAGUCUCCUCUGAUGAUCAAAGCCCCAAGAAAAAGUCAGAUAACUGGAAUUCCUUCUAG